This is a messenger RNA of Racocetra persica, 138 nucleotides long. The record is from the annotation of a GenBank genome assembly. NCBI's taxonomy places the organism in Eukaryota, Fungi, Glomeromycota, Glomeromycetes, Diversisporales, Gigasporaceae.
AAACAGAUAGUGAAGAUUUAUAUAAGAAUAUAGAGAUAUAUAAUGAAGCUUUAGCAGGAAGAGAUAUAAGAACUGUUGAUGAUGUAGGCGAAGAAAUUUAUAAUAAGAAUUAUAUUUUAUAUGAGAAAGAUUAUAAUA